AUGACAUCUCCUGCGUACAAUAACCACUUUUCUCUGGCGAACAUUCCAUUCGGAGUAGCGUCGUCGCCAAAACAUGCCACACAAUGUGUGACCCGACUAGAGAACACUGUCGUGUUUCUGGGGGUCUUGCAGCAACAGAAUAUCUUCAAAAACGUGCCUGGCUUACCAAUUGACGUUUUCAACCAGGCUACGCUCAACAACUUCGCAGCACUCGACAAGUCAAUCCAGCGCGGAGUAAGAGCCAUUCUCCAAGUCGUUCUGACCAAGGAACUACCACUUGGUAGCACGGAAAAUAUCAGUGCGGUCAGUCUGCAUCUGCCCGUCGCUGUGGGUGGCUUCACGGACUUUUCCUGUAGUCUGCAUCACGUCCGAAAUGCCGGUCGGGCAAUCCUGAACGACGAAACGCCGCCUCGUGGGUUCUUCAACUUCCCGAUUGGAUAUAACGGUCGUGCAAGUACGAUCGUGGUAUCGGGAACUCCAAUAGUUCGCCCGAAAGGACAUACUAUUGACCGAAGCGCCACAACCGAGCAGAAGCCGAUCUUGUUUGGCCCUUCAAAGGCAAUGGACUAUGAGCUCGAGAUUGGAGUCAUCGUGGGAAAGCCUGUACCACCGGAAAAAGGCGUGAAUGCGAAGGAUGCGGAUGAGCAUAUAUUCGGAUUGGUUAUUUUGAAUGAUUGGAGCGCCCGAGACAUACAAGGUUGUGAAAUGGUACCUUUGGGUCCAUUAAACAGCAAGGCUUUCGGAACGAGUAUCUCGCCAUGGGUGGUAACUUUGGAUGCUCUGCAAUCGUUCAAAUCCUCGGGUCCAACGCACGAUACCCAGCUUGCCAGUCACUUGAAAGAUGUUGCAGUGGCCGAGUCGAGCUACGACAUUGCACUGGAGGUAGAGCUUGUGACCAACGGACAGCCGACCACUCUGAGUCGUUCCAACUUCAGGGAUCUUCAUUGGAGUGGUCGGCAGAUGGUUGCCCAUCUGGCUAGUAGCGGUGCAGACCUGAGAACCGGGGACAUCUUGGGAACCGGCACUGUGAGUGGGUCAGAAAAGGGUAGCUACGGCUGCCUUCUCGAGAUGAACAGCGGAGGGAAGGAGCUAGUUCCAUUCGCGAAUGGGUUGAAAAGGGUGUUCCUUGAAGAUGGCGACAUAGUCCAGAUGACUGCUGUGGCAGGGAAAGAUGGCUCAGGUGUUGGAUUUGGCGAGUGCGUGGGGCAAUUGUUGUCAGCGCUGUGA
Molecule: messenger RNA, 1227 nt
Organism: Penicillium brevicompactum
Lineage: Eukaryota; Fungi; Ascomycota; Eurotiomycetes; Eurotiales; Aspergillaceae
Product: fumarylacetoacetate hydrolase family protein
Exons: 2
Coding region: 1-1227 (408 amino acids)
Biological process (GO): L-tyrosine catabolic process; homogentisate catabolic process; L-phenylalanine catabolic process
Molecular function (GO): fumarylacetoacetase activity
Source: RefSeq, a predicted model, not a curated record